GCGUGCCCGGGGGGCUCUCCGGCUCUGGCCCGCACUUCGAGCUGCGAGAAAGCUCCGAGACGCGACGCGGGGCCGCGGGGAGCGAGCGGCCGCCUCAGUGUCCUUCCCCUCCCUACCCCUGGCCUCGCCGCCUUCUCCCCGCAGCCGGACCGGAACUAUGUGAUCCCGGAAGUUCCGGCGCCAUUGCUGUGUGGGAUAAACAGUAAUGGCGGAGGCUGCAGCUCCCGGAACAACAGCCACAACACCAGGAGCAGGAGCGGCAGCAGCGGCGGUGGCAGCGGCCUCCCCCACCUCUAUCCCCGCAGUCACCUCCCCGUCCCCGGGGGCGGGGGGCGGGGGAGGCGGCAGCGACAGCGGCGGCGGCGGCUGGACUAAACAGGUCACCUGCAGGUAUUUCAUGCACGGGGUUUGUAAGGAAGGAGAUAACUGUCGCUAUUCACACGACCUCUCUGACAGUCCAUACGGUGUAGUGUGCAAGUAUUUUCAGCGAGGGUACUGUAUUUACGGAGACCGCUGCAGGUAUGAACAUAGCAAGCCACUGAAACAGGAGGAAACAACUGCUACAGAUCUAACUGCAGAGUCAUCCCUUGCUGCUUCCUCAAGUCUCUCAGCAGUAGUUGGACCAAUUGUUGAAAUGAAUAUGGGUGAAGCGGAGUCAAGAAAUUCAAACUUUGCAACUGUAGGAGCAGGUUCAGAAGACUGGGUGAAUGCCAUCGAGUUUGUUCCUGGGCAGCCCUACUGUGGCCGUACUGCUCCUUCCUGCACUGAAGCACCCCUGCAGAGCUCGGUGACCAAGGAAGAGUCCGAGAAAGAGCAAACUGCAGUGGAGACGAAGAAGCAGCUCUGUCCCUAUGCUGCGGUGGGGGAGUGCCGCUACGGGGAGAACUGUGUGUAUCUCCACGGAGACCCCUGUGACAUGUGUGGGCUGCAGGUCCUCCAUCCCGUGGACGCUGCCCAGAGAUCACAGCACAUCAAAUCGUGCAUCGAGGCCCAUGAGAAGGACAUGGAGCUCUCGUUUGCCGUGCAGCGCAGCAAGGACAUGGUGUGUGGGAUCUGCAUGGAGGUGGUGUACGAGAAGGCCAACCCCAGCGAGCGCCGCUUCGGGAUCCUCUCCAACUGCAACCACACCUACUGUCUCAAGUGUAUUCGCAAGUGGAGGAGUGCUAAGCAGUUUGAGAGCAAGAUCAUAAAGUCCUGCCCAGAAUGCCGGAUCACAUCUAACUUUGUCAUUCCAAGUGAGUACUGGGUGGAGGAGAAAGAAGAGAAGCAGAAACUCAUUCAGAAAUACAAGGAGGCAAUGAGCAACAAGGCGUGCAGGUAUUUUGAUGAAGGACGUGGGAGCUGCCCAUUUGGAGGCAACUGUUUUUACAAGCACGCGUACCCCGAUGGCCGUAGAGAGGAGCCACAGAGACAGAAAGUGGGAACAUCAAGCAGAUACCGGGCCCAACGAAGGAACCACUUCUGGGAGCUCAUUGAGGAAAGACAGAACGGCAGCCCCUUUGACCACGACGAAGAAGAGGUGGUCACCUUUGAGCUGGGCGAGAUGUUGCUUAUGCUUUUGGCCGCAGGUGGGGACGACGACCUGACAGACUCUGAAGACGAGUGGGACUUGUUUCACGAUGAGCUGGAAGACUUUUAUGACUUGGAUCUAUAGCAGCCUCGCGCAGCGCGUGAACUGGUCUGCCGAGCCUCAGCAGCUGUCCCCUGCGGUGGGGUGGCAGUGCCCGUGGUUCUCUCCCAGGCAGGCCUCUCAACUCCAGGUGCUGUCGUCGUAACUUUUACCCAGGGCCUGUCUUCUCAACCCCUCACCUUUCCCCAGGGAGUGUGUUUUCUCUGUUUAAAAAAAGUUACAAAAAUAAAUCUUCAAGUUAGUUUUUUUUUUUUUUUGGUAACGCGAAUUGAACCGUCAGACAGCGUAGGUUUGUUGCGUCAUCUGUUUCCAACCAGGUCCACGCGGCUCUAGGCUAGCGUUUCUGGACUUGACACACUCACUUGGAGGAACCCAGGUUCGAAGGUAGCAGCACUGGCCCUGCUCCGGGGGUGAUGGGGGACGGAUCUGAACUCUGGCAAGUAGCCUUCUGCUCUAGCCUUAGGAGGUUUCUGGUAAAAUCUGCACAACUGUGUUUGCCUUGCCCUGUGAUCCCUACCCCGCGUACUUGUUCUGUGGUUUUGGUCUCUUGUUUAAUUGCACACAAGUAAUACUACUGUUGGGUAGCCAGAACCAGGUGUGAAUGUGUUGAGAUUUUUUUACUCUGUGUAGCACGCUAGGGAGAUGGUGAAAGAACACACGUAAAAGGCACAGCGCCGCAUGUCCCCGCCAAGCGGGAGGUUGACUCCCCCUGCGCUGAUGGAGUGCGCGAGUGUGAGUGUGUCACAAGCCUCUCAUCCCUGCCUGGUUGCAGUGUUUGUAGCCUUAGUGAUAAGACCUGCUUUAGUGGUUUCAGCCUCGUGCGGCAAUAGGACAAAGCAGCGCAUGGGUAGCUGUCGUAGAGCAGCGCUGGCUCUGUCUGCCCGGUUGAAGUAGAGGGUGGGCCCGGCCGCAGGCGGUUCCGCUGCCUGGCCCUCCCCCGUGCCAUCCCGCGUACCAGCACCAGCUGGGUCCAGCACCAGCUGGGUCUCGAUACACAGUCGCAGUUCAUGUGUUACGAUCCCCUCGGCCUUUCCAGGCCAGGCACUUUUGGACAAACCUCUGUCCUCAUUGGACGGGUUUUGUUGUUGGGUUUUUGUGUUUGCUCUUGUGGGUAUUUGCCUCAUUCCAUCCCUGAGCUGUGCAGCUGGACGGCUGUGAUUCGACACUACCAUUCUGAGGCAUUCCCUGUAGUGGAGUGAUGGGUGUGCGGGAAGAAGUCACCCUUUUCCACUGCAAGGGGAGGGGUGGUCACCCACGAGACGAGCUUAAAGUCUCAUUGGUAGAAUUCCUUGGUUGGAAAGUCCAGGAACUUGGAGAUGCUCCCGCUUUGUCCACCUACUGCUUUGACCCCCUAGACCGCCCGCCAUUCUUUCACCUUAGGGAAAAACAAGUAAUUGUUUCAGAGGUCUCUGUAUUUUGCAGGUGCCCUUUUGUAAGACGCACUUUUCCCAAAUAAAACAAUGUCAAAAACCCGUAA
This is a messenger RNA of Phacochoerus africanus (Common warthog), 3107 nucleotides long. RefSeq names its product makorin ring finger protein 1 (gene MKRN1). NCBI's taxonomy places the organism in Eukaryota, Metazoa, Chordata, Mammalia, Artiodactyla, Suidae. The record is from RefSeq and is a predicted model, not a curated record. Gene Ontology annotation, molecular function: metal ion binding; ubiquitin protein ligase activity. The coding region runs from base 206 to 1654 and encodes 482 amino acids. Gene Ontology annotation, biological process: protein polyubiquitination. The transcript is spliced from 8 exons.